CCACAACCCACCGCCUGCAGUGCACCGAAGGAAGCAAAUCGAAACUCCUCAAUGAGUUCACCUUCAGAUAAAUAGUUUGUCCCCCUUUCUCUCAACUCUUAUUUUAACCAACUGGUGCCCCGACAAAAUGAAUGGCUCUCUGCACUCCUCACCCGACGUGGUGGACAUUAAGCUGAAGCGAGGACCCGCAGGCUUGGGAUUCAAUAUAGUUGGAGGCGUGGACCAGCAGUAUGUGAUGAAUGACAGUGGCAUAUAUGUGUCCAAAAUUAAAGACGAUGGAGCUGCAGCUGUGGACGGAAGACUCCAAGAGGGGGACAAGAUCCUGGCGAUCAACGGAGUCAAGCUCGAGGAUCUGACACACAGAGCUACGGUGGAUCUGUUCAGGACAGCAGGCGAGGACGUGGAGCUCCGUGUAAUGAAAAAGUUGCCCCAUCACAUGAACGGACCCACAGGCUCACAACCCGAGCACAAAUCCUCCAUGUCUUCUCUGGGAAUACUGCUCACUCUAGCGGGAGCCGCCUCCAUCUUCGCAUUCAUUUACAUGCGGCACUUCAGAAAGCAAUUUUAACGAAGCCGACGUUGUCUGUAUAUUAUUUUUAAGAUCCAAAACUUUGCAAAAGGCCAAAGAAAAGAAAGAGGGAACAAACUCUGAGCAGUAGACGAUAUUUUUUUGAUUAGUAGCUGUUUGGUGUCACUGAUGAGUUUCUCCAUGUUCAUGUGUAUAAUGUGAUUAAUGGUAGCUUCUUGACAUCUUUUCCUAUGCAAACAGAUGCUCUCUUACCACAGAGAUUACUUUGAAUAGGUAACUUUGUGAUUGUAAAGAGUAGAAGGAGGAUGUGACAUUCCUGCUGCUGGGCUGAGCUCAGGCAGAGACAAACACCUGCCCGUACACAGAAGUUGUAUGCAGAAUACUAUUAAAUCCUCGGGUCAGGUCAGACUGGCUCGAGCGUCAGGGUCCACUUACAAACUGAAAGACAGUGUUGUGUUCAGUCGCUCGUUGGCCUCUCUGUACCUCCAUCUCUGAAUGGCAGAUCUGUGUGAGGGCCGACGUGAGAGGAACUCACUGUGCUUUCAGUUUGUCAGUGUUUAAAAAUUAAUGGGGUUGAUUUUCAUUUUGCGCUGUUGCACAGAAUCAUGGGAGGAGUGGCAUCCUGCAGUUAAUGUGAUAAAUUAUGUCUGGUAAUGGACUUCAGAGUGCCUUUUUCUGCCUAUUCUAAGUAAUGGUGGUGUUUGCUGCUCCUGAUCUUGAUCAAAAUGAAAAUCAACCCACAGCGUCCAUUAAUACAUUAGAUUAAAGGAUGGUGAUAAUCUCUAUUUUCUAAAUGUCAACAAAUCCCAUAAUAAGAACCAAACCACAGUGGUUUAGCCCGUCUCUUAAUACUUUCUGACUUCCUCGCUCUCUCUGUUGCGCUCAGCCUCAAGUACAUUUGUUCCGAACGUAAAUCUUUAAGAAUACGUCAUGAACAUGGAUGGUGUUUUUGGACCGGAGGGACUUUUUACAGUCCUAAGAAUCCUCCUUUUUGUUGUAUCUGCACCGCAAGAACAAACUGGUCUCACUCCAAGAAUGUCAAAAUAUGCUGCUUAGGCAUCUAUGUAAGACGCACUGAGCCUUCCAACAACACCUCAGAGCAACAGAUGUAGUUUAAAGAGCAUAAAAGUCCGCUCAGGUGUGGUGGGAGGGGAGGUGGACGGAUCCAGAAAUUGCCAGACACUGACCCAGGACACCGGCGUUCAAGUUGCAGCAUUUGUGCAACUCAAAGCUGGCUGGUUUUUAGUGACACACUGCCUUUCUGGCCACGUUUGAGCCACUGCACUGGGUAGUUUUGUAGCCUUAACCUAAUUGCAAACCCUUACUGCAUCAAGAUAGAACGGAAAAGGCUGCCUCUUGUGUCAUCUUAGUCACACCCAGAGCUCCUGCCCAAGUGCCAAAGUAUGAUCAGUAGGGAUGAGAUCCCGUUGGCAAGAACCAGGAAUGAUCGUAGUUCUUAGAACGCAGUUUUGAGGGACUUUUGUAGCACCUAUACUCUUCCAGCACAAGAGGAACCUCGAGCGAAGAAAGUGCACUGUGAUCGUUCCAGAUGCAAGAGUACGUUGAUUGGUCGAACGCAGCCAAUGCAAUAUUGGCAAACCCCAUUUUUAAAAAAUCAUUAGCCGAGUAAGACGGCGCAAAACUAUAACUAAAAACAAAAAAAAUAUAACGUGCUUUUGACUCAAUGUGAAAGUGAAGUUGCUGCACCAGCUGCUAGCUAGAUUACAUUAUGUCACUUUAGCGUUACUAUUGGUGGUGCGAAUGCGAACAGAAAAAAAGCCUUUGAAUGUGUGUUUGUUUGAAGGAGCUCCUCAGUGGGUAGUUAGAAUCAUUUUCAAAAAUGACUCGGUUGAUUCCUUAAACAGGUGGGCACUGUAGGUUUUAGCUAACGUUACUCAAACAGGAGAAAGUGUUGAAUUUGUUGGGGACUAUUUUUAGCUGCGGAUUAAUACACAUUUGGUGCACUAGUGAGUGUUUACAGCAGCAGAAAGGUGUUUAUGUGACUGACUUCGAAUACACUACUAUGUACAUAUCCAUCAUAUUAAAGGAUCCGGUCCAACAGUGCAGCUCAUUGAUGUGUUUUUAAUAGUUUUUGGACGAUGACGGAGCGCUAUGGCACAGAGCAAGAAGAUAUAUCAGACUGUUGUUGGUUUUGAUCUUCCAAUGGGGUUUGUUGACAAUGUGAAUACAUAUUAUAACCAGAUUUAUCCUUUAAAGCAAAAUACACUUGUUCAAAGUAUCGCCAAGUAGUUUCACUUUGAAGAGUUUAUUAUAAAGUGUCACACGGUCACUCAGGGUGAGCCAUCAGAUCUUUAUCUAAGAAAUAAAUCAUGCCGCAAACAUACAUCAUGUCGUGAGCGGUUCAUUUUUUUAACACUCAGUCACAGACACUCUAAGAGACACUGCCAUGUUUGUGUCGUGUGUCACCGCCAUUUCAGACAUUCUCCUAAUUUUGCAUGGAGGCCAGUGCUUAUAAUCACACCGCACCUUCUGCUAAGUGACUGAUGAAAAUGGGAGUAGGUUGUGACGGAGGAUAUUUGUGUUCAUUUGUGUGAAGGAUCAACAGCUUAAUACUGAAAAGCAGCUUGAGCCAGCUCUAUGUAAAGGAGAGGGUUUCUUUUUUUCUUUUUUGUUAAGAAAUGAGUUGCUGUCAACAAUGUAAAAUGUUUUUUUGCACUAGCCACAAUCAUGGAACUUCUUCAGUAACUUCCAUAGAACAGAUGAAUAAGUGAAUUGUGUGUGCUGGGUGUAUUUGUCCAUAUUUGUCAGUCUGCAGCGCAUCUAUCAUGCAGUUAUCUCUGACCGUAUGUGGCUGUCGUCGUCUGUAAAUACAUUUCAUGUCGCUCUGCUGAGUGGGAUUGUGAAUAUGUGCAGUUUGCCAGAAAAAAACACAGAUCAGAAGCACUAAUAAAUUAUGCAAAAUACUUUGUGUUUUACAUCCAAGCACCUACUGUAUUAAAAUACAUGUUGAAUUCA
Messenger RNA from Epinephelus fuscoguttatus (brown-marbled grouper), 3505 nucleotides. RefSeq names its product synaptojanin 2 binding protein (gene synj2bp). Gene Ontology annotation, cellular component: neuron projection; neuromuscular junction; postsynaptic density membrane. NCBI's taxonomy places the organism in Eukaryota, Metazoa, Chordata, Actinopteri, Perciformes, Serranidae. The transcript is spliced from 4 exons. The record is from RefSeq and is a predicted model, not a curated record. Gene Ontology annotation, molecular function: protein binding. Gene Ontology annotation, biological process: chemical synaptic transmission. The coding region runs from base 128 to 568 and encodes 146 amino acids.